Molecule: messenger RNA, 678 nt
Organism: Aspergillus tanneri
Lineage: Eukaryota; Fungi; Ascomycota; Eurotiomycetes; Eurotiales; Aspergillaceae
Exons: 2
Coding region: 1-678 (225 amino acids)
Source: RefSeq, a predicted model, not a curated record
AUGGCUCUCCCCGUCACCGAACUCAUCUACUUCCAGCUCAAGUCGUCCGUGAAACCAGAGGACCCCUCCAAUGAAGAGGGUCAGUCCUUACUCAAUCUAUUCAAAACCACUAAACAACAGAGCGGAUACCGAAGCUCAGCAUGGGGUCGAACAAUUGAAGAUGAGAGCAUCGUCGUAUGGGUAAUUAAAUGGGCCGACGCCCAUAGUAGUAUCCAAACCCACCUUUUAACCCCCUACGUGGAAUCAACCACCCAACCGACCAUCAUCUUCACGACUCUCAACCCAUCCAUCUCUGAAACAGACACAUUAUCAACAAACCCGGUCACAGAGCUCUGCGCUCUCGCGUUUCCCAGUUCCAUGACGCCGGACGCCCGCAAGACCCUCAACGCCGAUCUGAUCAACUUCCGUACAACCCUGACAGAGAAGCUACCGGAGGACUCGCGACCAACAUCCUGGACGAUGGGAUGCGUAGAGCGGCCAGGAACCCUGCAGCAUGAAAAGAGCCCGUCCGGGCAGGCGUUUGUGCAUCUUUUAGUGGUGGGGUGGGAUAGCGUGGAGAAACACAUGGCGGGUAAAACGACCGAAGAGUUCACGAGGUCGAUUCAGCCGAUUCGUGAAAAGAUGCUUGCUCCUCUGCCUGGGUUGGGUAUGAAACAUGUUAGUUUUCAGAAGAUUUAG